This is a messenger RNA of Eurytemora carolleeae, 768 nucleotides long. RefSeq names its product very large A-kinase anchor protein-like. The transcript is spliced from 2 exons. The record is from RefSeq and is a predicted model, not a curated record. NCBI's taxonomy places the organism in Eukaryota, Metazoa, Arthropoda, Copepoda, Calanoida, Temoridae. The coding region runs from base 1 to 768 and encodes 255 amino acids.
AUGGAAAAGGCAAGCAGAGAGCCCCACCUGAAAAAGAAGAAGAAUGGAAGGGCAAGGGAAGGAUUGGGACGGGGUGAGGUGGGGAAGGUGGGUGAGGUGGGGAAGGUGGAGAAGGUGGAGAAGGUAGAGAAGGUAGAGAAGGUGGGUGAGGUGGGGAAGAUAGAGAAGGUAGAGAAGGUGGGUAAGGUGGAGAAGGUAGAGAAGGUAGAGAAGGUGGGUGAGGUGGAGAAGGUGGGGAAGGUGGAGAAGGUGGGGAAGGUGGAGAAGGUAGAGAAGGUGGGUGAGGUGGGGAAGAUAGAGAAGGUAGAGAAGGUGGGUAAGGUGGAGAAGGUAGAGAAGGUAGAGAAGGUGGGUGAGGUGGAGAAGGUGGGGAAGGUGGAGAAGGUGGGGAAGGUGGAGAAGGUGGGGAAGGUAGAGAAGGUAGAGAAGGUGGGUGAGGUGGGGAAGAUAGAGAAGGUAGAGAAGGUGGGUAAGGUGGAGAAGGUAGAGAAGGUAGAGAAGGUGGGUGAGGUGGAGAAGGUGGGGAAGGUGGAGGAGGCGGGGGAGGUAGAGAAGGUAGAGAAGGUGGGUGAGGUGGGGAAGAUAGAGAAGGUAGAGAAGGUGGGUAAGGUGGAGAAGGUAGAGAAGGUGGAGAAGGUAGAGAAGGUGGAGAAGGUAGAGAAGGUAGAGAAGGUGGGUGAGAUGGAGAAGGUGUUGAUGGUUUUGAAGGGAAGGGUUAAAAAAGGAGGAGGGGGAAGGGUUAAGGGAGGAAGCGAUGAGAAGGUGUGA